AUGGAGAAUGGAGGUGGUUCUGAAAAGAUCAGUAAAGAAAAACAAGUGUAUGAAUGGCAGAGAGAAGACAUGUCCCCUGCUAAACUACAUGCAAUUUUAGAUUCUCGACGGGAACAGUUACUUUCUAUUAUUCCAACAAAAGAAAAUAAAGAACAAGAACCAUUGGUGCAGGAAUGGCUUGCCCUCUUGGUGGAGCGAGAUAAUCUAGUUCAGCAGGAAUUCAUGAAGGAAAAUCAGAAGAUGUUGGACAGACAUAUUAAAGAACUCAAAAGAACACUGGUGAACAUAGGUCACCUGAGCCAUUAUAACACGCGUACAAACCUGAAGUAUAAUCUGGCCAGUCUCUAUCACGAGGUCGUUCAGUACUGCUCAGAUCGCAACAUUGAGGAUUCUACUGAAGAACAAAAGGUUGUUGUGGCUCAUCUCCCCACUGCCCCUCCCCCACCUCCUCCUGGACCACCUCCCCCAGUAGUGGCUCCACCCCCACCACCCCCUUUGCCAAACACUCCAUUAAUUAAAACCAGGAGGGUGUCAUUCUAUGAGAAAUCAAAGCGCACUCCAACUCGCAGUAGAAAGUCGACAGAAACUACACCUAAGAGCUCAAAGAUUACGACCAGAUCAUCAAAGCCGAACACUCCAUUGUGUGCUCUUAAUCCAGAAUUGAAAAGCAAUAUUAUGUUGGGACGGGGAAAAUUACGUUCUACACCUGGAGUUCGCUCACCAGGGGGCACUCCUGUUUGUAAGAAACCACGUAGAUCAACAAGCAAUCAUAGUGAUUUGAUGGUGCUUGCAUUACAGAGAAAGUUCCAAAAUGUUCGCCGGCCUAGUUCAAGUCCUACUAUUACUUCUCCCACCUCUGCCCCCUUACCAUCCAACACCUCUGACCUUGAGUCCUCAUUCACAAUAAGUAUUGACUGAGAUGAUCUGUGCCUGUUGUCAUAGAAACUCAUGUACAACAUAUAGAAACCUAAAUAUAUAUGGAUUUGGUUAAAGACCAUGACCUCAUUAUGCCAGUAGAGUGAUUUGAAGCCAUUAGGAAAUCGCACUAGGAAAUCACAUGAAUGUGAAUGCCAUAUUAAGCUAUAAAACUCUAAAAUCCAAUAAAAGGUUCAUACAGUAACUUUAAAACAUUGGAUUUAUAGUAAGCUGAUAAAGUAAAUACAGAAUUUUUUACAAUUCAGCAAAACCUGGAGACAAUAAAGUAAAAUCUGUUUACAAUGCAGGAGUAUCUGUGUCUGGUUAACGCCUUCGUUUCUACAAAAAGUGUUCAUAAAGGUAGACGUCCAACACAAAGAUUCAAUACAAAUAUAUUUAACUAUACAGUCAGCUUUACAAGUCAAACAUUUCAUUCCACAAUGACAUUUCAAAUGAUGCUUUUAGCAAAUAGAAUUUUACUUUUAAAUAAAUGUAAAGACUAUUCGUAAUCAAAAUCUGUGAUAUAAUACUGAACUUGUGUUCAUCAAAAUUAAAUGAAAUUUUUUAAAUAAAUAACACUUUUACAAACAUGCAGUGAGUCUUAGUCUAGGUGCUUUUCACAAAAUAGAUUGUAUAUAUAUAGUUUAUGGUA
Owenia fusiformis is the source of this 1567-nucleotide messenger RNA. The record is from the annotation of a GenBank genome assembly. Lineage: Eukaryota; Metazoa; Annelida; Polychaeta; Sabellida; Oweniidae.